AUAACAUUAAUGAAGGGUGUGAGGGAAGAGAGGGAAGGCCAUCUUUCUUUGAUCCUGACCAGGAAAAUGUCUUCUUCUACUAGAAAUAGUUUUUAGUAGGCAUCAGAGACUGUGAUUGCUGACACCCCCAUAUUCAAGUCCUCCUCUUAAUAUUAAUUUAUUUCUUUAUUAUUCCCCACACACACACACACACUCAUGUACACACUUCCCCGUCUCUCUCCCUGCCAUCCCAGCCCUGCUCUCACACACUACACACACUGCCAAAAACCUCCCUUCUCUCUCUCUCACCCCAAAACCAGACACAGAAAGAUUCAUAUAUGAUCUCAUUUUACACAGAUUUAGCCCAACACACGCAGUCCUAACCCCUUGAAAAACUCUACAUCUUCACCAUCCAACAACACACACACCUCUCCCAUCUCCCAAUAACACUCCACAGAGCUCGAAGCGAUUCGUCAUUAUUACUCACCCGUCGCAUUACUCCACACAGACACACACAUGCAUUCAUGAGCAGGAGGAGUCCUCACACAUCGAUCAUCACUCAAUUGCUGCUGCUGCUGCUUCCUCUGCUGCUACGUCUCAACCAAUUAGUGUCAUUGGGAAAUUGUUAAAUGGGUUGUCUGAUAUCGCAACUAGCGGCCAAAUUCGCCUUCUUUCCGCCAACGCCGCCUACCUACCAGGUGAAGAAGCGGGACGACGGCAAGCUGGUGGCUGUCUCCACGACUUCGUCACUUCCAAUAACCAUUGACGAUUCCUGCCUUGAUGUGUUGACCAUCAACACUAAAAGGGGCAACAAGAUUGUCGCCUUCUACUUGAGGAAUCCCUGCGCCAGGCUUACCGUCUUGUACUCCCAUGGAAAUGCAGCUGAUCUGGGCCAGCUCUAUGACCUCUUUGUGCAGCUCAAAGCUAAUCUCAGGGUCAAUCUUAUUGGGUAUGACUAUUCUGGUUAUGGAGCUUCAACCGGUAAGCCUAGUGAAUAUGACACAUAUGCGGACAUAGAGGCUGUAUAUGAGUGUCUUCAAACAGAGUAUGGGAUUAGCCAGGAAGAUCUAAUUCUAUAUGGGCAAUCAGUUGGAAGUGGCCCCACGCUACACUUAGCGGCUCAAUUACCAAGAUUAAGAGGCGUAGUCUUGCACAGUGCCAUCCUAUCUGGACUUCGUGUGCUUUGUCAUGUGAAGUUUACCCUCUGCUGUGAUAUUUACAAGAAUGUAAAGAAAAUCCGGAAGGUGAAGUCUCCUGUGCUCGUUAUACAUGGAACAGACGAUGAUGUUGUAAAUUGGUUGCACGGUAACGGAUUAUGGAAAAUGGCGAGGGAACCAUACGAGCCAUUGUGGAUCAAAGGAGGCGGGCACUGCAACUUGGAGCUCUAUCCGGAUUACAUUCGCCAUCUUUGUAGAUUUGUUCAAGAAAUGGAGAACAUGACUACUGAAGUUCGACUGAGAAAGAUCCGCCAGACUCUGUCUCUGCAGAAAAGGUUCAAGUGUAGCUCCGUGUGUUGUACUAAUAUAUGCUGUAGAAUUAAAGUCAGAAGACCGAGAUGCCCACAGUGCUCGAGCCUUAGUUGCAUGAAGAUGCCCAAAUGUCCGGAGUGGCGGGUUAGAAAGCCAAAAUGCCCGUCGUGCUUCAACCCUAGCUGUGCAGGGUUGUCGUGUUGGUGCAAGAAAUGCUCGUGCCGGUGUACAAUAUGCUCGUGUUUGUGUGCUGCUAAGUGCUCUUUCUGGUAAUAUUAAGGGUGGGUAUACAAAAACGUUCGGAUGAGAGCAGGGAAGCUAAGCUAGACUUUGUACAGAUUGCUUCUUGUUAACAUUUAGUGCUAAUGCUCCACUAGUCUGAUAUUUAGUAUCAAGCAGAAUACAUGAUCUUACAUUUUCUUGUUUGUACUAAUUAACUCUUGUAACUCCGUUUCUUGCAUUAUGCUUAUAUAGCCCAAGCAAUGUGUUUAUUUA
Molecule: messenger RNA, 1943 nt
Organism: Salvia miltiorrhiza (redroot sage)
Lineage: Eukaryota; Viridiplantae; Streptophyta; Magnoliopsida; Lamiales; Lamiaceae
Exons: 5
Coding region: 609-1721 (370 amino acids)
Source: RefSeq, a predicted model, not a curated record